Molecule: messenger RNA, 839 nt
Organism: Cucumis sativus (cucumber)
Lineage: Eukaryota; Viridiplantae; Streptophyta; Magnoliopsida; Cucurbitales; Cucurbitaceae
Product: probable WRKY transcription factor 24
Exons: 2
Coding region: 31-633 (200 amino acids)
Biological process (GO): regulation of DNA-templated transcription
Molecular function (GO): sequence-specific DNA binding; DNA-binding transcription factor activity
Source: RefSeq, a predicted model, not a curated record
UGAGUUUGUUUGGUGAAACCCUAGAUAAUAAUGGGUGAUGACAAUAUUAAUCAAAUGGGAAGUACUAGUUCAUCAUCAAUGAUGAAUAAUUGUGAGAUUAUUGAUUGGGAUGGGCUAUUUUCUAGUUCUUGUUUGAGUAAUAAUUUGGAGAUGGUAGAGAAGGGAAUUUGUGGAAGUGAUCAGGAUGAUAAUAAUUAUUAUCCAAUGGGAGAUAAUAAUAAUAAUGUUGUUAUUGGAGGAGUAAAAGAGGGUGAUAUUAUUAUUGGUGGAGGGCAUAAUAACAACAACAACAACAACAAUUGUAAGUAUAAAGGGAAAAUGGUGAUGGGUAAAAGAAGUACAAUAGCUUCUCCAAGAAUUGCUUUUCAAACAAAAAGUGUUGAGGAUGUUCUUGAUGAUGGCUAUAGAUGGAGGAAAUAUGGUCAGAAGGCUGUCAAACAUAGCAACCAUCCUAGGAGCUAUUACAGGUGUACACAUCACACAUGCAAUGUUAAGAAACAAAUUCAAAGGCAUUCAAAGGAUCCAACUAUAGUGGUUACAACAUAUGAAGGGAUUCACAAUCAUCCAUCUGAGAAAUUAAUGGAAACUCUAACCCCUCUUCUCAAGCAAUUGCAAUUCCUUUCAGGCAUUUAGAAUUUAAAAAUUAAUCAUAAUUUUCCUUUUCAAUUUUCAUCAACUUUUUUCUGUGUAUGUAUUUCUGCUCAAUCUUUCUUCUCCAAUGCCACUGGAAAACCCUAGUAGUGUUAAGGUUGGGAAAGAGAUCACUUUCUUCUCUGAUUAAUGGCUUCUAAACUCUGUUUGUUUGUAAAAACAAUGUUAACUUUUUUCUUUUUCCGUUA